This is a messenger RNA of Haliotis rufescens (red abalone), 1592 nucleotides long. Its product is annotated as YEATS domain-containing protein 4-like. The record is from RefSeq and is a predicted model, not a curated record. The coding region runs from base 164 to 910 and encodes 248 amino acids. Gene Ontology annotation, biological process: regulation of DNA-templated transcription. The transcript is spliced from 9 exons. NCBI's taxonomy places the organism in Eukaryota, Metazoa, Mollusca, Gastropoda, Lepetellida, Haliotidae.
CACGUGGUCCCUGUUCUGACAGGUGUUUCAGAUGAACGCGAAGUCGUUGGUUGACUAUAUAAACGAACAGUCACCCCUUCAGUGCACCGACACAGCACAUUCCGGAAUCUUCUCCGAGAACAAUAUUUGAUUCGUCCGAUAUCUAAGGGAGGUAACUCUACCAAUGUAUCGCGGGACUUCCGAGAGUGGUAUUGACUACCGUGUCAUAUCGAAGAGUGCUAUGGCCGACUUUGGACCAGAUUCUGGCGGCAGAAUAAAGGGCGUAACUCUGGUCAAGCCGAUCGUCUAUGGCAACAUCGCCCGCUACUUUGGCAAGAAACGGGAAGAGGAUGGACACACUCACCAGUGGACUGUGUAUGUGAAACCGUACAAGAAUGAGGACAUGUCAGUCUAUGUGAAGAAAGUCCACUUCAAGCUGCAUGAGAGUUACCCCAACCAAAACAGAGUGGUGAUGAAGCCACCCUAUGAAGUGACGGAGACUGGGUGGGGAGAGUUUGAAGUCGUCAUUAAGAUCUACUUCAACGACCCCAACGAAAGGCCGGUGACAGUGUACCACCUGCUGAAGCUGUUCCAGAGUGAGACUGACAUCAUGCUUGGCAAGAAGUCCCUGGUGGCCGAGUUCUACGAUGAGCUGGUGUUCAAUGAUCCGACAGCCAUGACGCAGCAGCUCCUGAGCAACGUGCGGCUGAUGCCAGUGGGGACGUACAAGCACGAAACUGACUUUGAUGAGAAAAGGGAGAGAACUCUGACCAACAUUAUUUCAGCUAAGAACAAGAUUCGGUACGAGAUCUCUGAAUUGAACGAGAGACUGAAACAGAGCAAAGAGCUGAUCCAGCAGUUCAAGGAUGACAUCACAAAGAGGGACGACCAUGAAGAGAAGCCGGUCAUCAAGAUGGAGGUGACCACAUGACAAGAGGCCGGUCACCAAGAGGAUGGCAUCAUCAGCAGAAGCCCGUCAUCAUUGUGAAGGUGGCUGCUGUAUGGCCGACUGGACAAUGUGAACUUGAGGGUGUUUCUAUGACAUGGAUGAGGAUUCUUGGAAGUGUUUUGAAAGACACAAGGAAACACCAGAGGUUUAUAGUGAUGUAAUUGAAGAUGCCAUGGUUGUACUUUUGAAAAAAAGAUUUGUUAUCUGAAAGCCAUGGAAACUUUGUAAUUCGAAAGGUUUAAAGUGAUUUCAAGAAUACUGUCCUUAGGAAAGAUUCCACAUGGUUCACCUUUGAGUCUUGUACCAACUUUAGUACAUCUGCACUGAUGCUGACAUUCACAUUGCUGGCAGUGCUUGUGUUGAUUCAAACCCAGGUGACAGGGCAGGUUUCAGUUAGUUAGGCUUGUUUCUUCACCAUGCUUUCAAAAGCAUUGCUACAGGGGAAACGUCACUGUAGAUGACCCGUCUCAGGUCAUGAAUAUUUUGUCUUUGUCUCUACGAGUAUACCAGGAUGUAUGUAAGUGUUCACAGAGACCGUUAUUGACCCGUGAAGAUCCGGUGUAGAAUAGGUCUUCAGCAACCCAUACUUGCUGUAAAAGGCGACUAUGCUUGUCGUAAAAGGCGACUAACGGGAUUGGGUGGUCAGGCUCGCUGACUUGGUUGA